AUUCUUCCCAGUCUUCUUCUCCACUUUCAGUUUGCUUCCAUUUGUUGUUUCCGUUGAUCGACAGAUAGAGAAUGUCUUCGUCCCAUCAAAACCCUGUUUUCUUCUUCUUCCUCCUCUUCUUCUGUGCCGCUACAAGAGCUUCUGGAUGCAACCAGACGUGCGGCUCCGCUACUGUCUCCUACCCCUUCGGCUUCUCCGAUGGAUGCGGAAUCCGGCUGAACUGCUCCGCCGCCGGGGAGAUGCAACUCAGCGGACACCGGAUCAGGGUCAUCACACAUGAAACCAUCAUCUUGGACGUGCAGCCGGUCUGCGACCGAUCCAUCCUGGCUGCCGAAGGGCUCUUCCGGAGCCACUACGCCAUGACGUCGAGCAACACGCUGUUCCUGCGGAACUGCAGCUCGCAGAGGGACUUCGGGUGCAUCAUCUCCACCGAGAAAAUGUCCCGGCGUCUCAACGUGACAAGUUGCGGGCUGCAGGGCGACAACACCAUCUGCUACUCCAGCAGGAAAACGGGCGGGUUCCUCUCCUGGGAGGAGUUUACGGAGGCCACCGCCGGGUGCGCGUUCAUGUUCGCGUCGGCGAGGUACGGGGGGGCCACCUUCAGCAAGCCGUCGCUCGUGUUCGGAGAGGCCGAGACCGGGUGGUGGCUCAACGGAGAGUGCCGAUGCGCGACAAACGCCAACUGCAAGCGCGUCGACACGCCGGUCUCCGGGGGGAGUACGGGCUUCCGUUGCAGCUGCCACGAGGGGUUCGUCGGGGACGGCUUCGCCGACGGCGCAGGUUGCGCGAGAGUACAAAAUUGCAGGUCUUUAAGCUCCAUUUCAAGCGAUUGCUGGAGCGGCUCCAAAGUUGGAGCUUUUCUUGGAGGCGUCCUUGCCGCAGUCUCUCUGAUGCUUGGCGUGGCAUUCUUCCGCGAGUACAUCCGACGCCUGUCCACCGCCUCCAGAGGGAAGCAAAUCACCCGACGCCUUCUCUCUCAAACAUCCUGCACCGUCGCCACCUUCUCCCUCAAGAACGUCGAACGCGCCACCAGCAACUUCGCCGGCACCUCCGUGCUCGGCGCCGGCGCCUACUCCACCGUGUACGUCGGAAAACUAUCCAACGCCGGCCUCGUCGCCAUCAAAAGGCUCAAACACGACGACGUCGACCUCAUCAUAAACGAGAUCAAGCUCGUCUCCUCCGUCAGCCACCCCAACGUCGUCCGCCUGCUGGGCUGCUGCUUCGAGAGCGGCGAGCACAUCCUGGUGUAUGAGUUCAUGCCCAACGGCACUCUCUCCCAGCACCUCCGCCGGAAGCGAGGCGACGGCUUGUCGUGGCACGCUCGCGUCUCCAUCGCGGCCGACGUCGCCACGGCCGUCGCGUACCUCCACACAGCCGUGCAACCGCCGAUCUACCACCGUGACGUCAAAUCCAGCAACAUUUUGUUGGAUUACGACCUGAGACCGAAGCUGGCGGACUUCGGGCUCGCGACGCCCGCCAUGGUGGAGUCAUCCAACGCCUCGACUGUGCCGCAGGGGACGCUGGGGUACGUCGACCCGCAGUGUCACUGUAACUUCCACCUCUCGGAUAAGUGCGACGUGUACAGCUUCGGGGUGGUCCUGGUGGAGAUGAUAACGGCCAUGAAGGUGGUGGACUUUGGUCGAGCAACGAGCGAAGUGAACCUGGCGACGCUGGCGACGGACAGGAUAGGGAAGGGGAUGGUGGAGGACAUCGUGGACCCGUUCAUCAAAGGUGACUGGGAUGAUCGGACGAGGGCUUCGGUGCAGGAGGUGGCGGAGGUGGCGUUCCGGUGCCUCGCCUUCUACAGAGAGGCGAGACCGUCGAUGGCGGAGGUGGCAGAAGAGCUGGAGAGGAUUAGGAUCGAGGACCGUCGGUCGGCCGUGGAGAAAGCAACGAUAGUGUUGGAACAUUAA
Molecule: messenger RNA, 1913 nt
Organism: Musa acuminata AAA Group (dessert banana)
Lineage: Eukaryota; Viridiplantae; Streptophyta; Magnoliopsida; Zingiberales; Musaceae
Product: wall-associated receptor kinase-like 14
Exons: 3
Coding region: 72-1913 (613 amino acids)
Biological process (GO): protein phosphorylation
Molecular function (GO): ATP binding; protein kinase activity
Source: RefSeq, a predicted model, not a curated record